GGUUCCUGAGUACAGGGGACCAGGCGGCUAAAGGGAAUUAUGGAUUGUUGGACCUGAUCCAGGCUCUGCGUUGGACCAGCGAGAACAUCGCAGCCUUCGGCGGCGACCCGUUACGUAUCACUGUGUUCGGCUCAGGCGCCGGAGGUUCCUGUGUAAACCUGCUCACUCUGUCUCACUACUCUGAGGGCAACCGCUGGAGCAACUCCACCAAAGGCCUGUUCCAGAGGGCGAUCGCCCAGAGUGGCACCGCUCUGUCCAGCUGGGCUGUCAGUUUUCAACCAGCCAAGUAUGCCCGGAUGCUGGCCCGUAAGGUCGGCUGUAACCUUGAAGACACUGUAGAGCUUGUGGCGUGCCUUCAGAGAAAACCUUACAAAGAGCUGGUGGAUCAGGACAUACAGCCAGCCCGCUACCACAUCGCCUUUGGGCCGGUUAUUGAUGGGGAUGUUAUACCGGAUGACCCUCAGAUUCUUAUGGAGCAAGGUGAGUUCCUCAACUAUGACAUCAUGCUAGGAGUAAACCAAGGGGAGGGCCUUAAGUUUGUGGAGCUCAUUGUGGACAAUGAAAACGGCGUCCAGGCAAACGACUUUGACUAUGCCGUGUCCAGCUUUGUGGAUGACCUCUAUGGCUACCCAGAAGGCAAAGACAUCCUCAGAGAGACGAUCAAGUUCAUGUACACAGAUUGGGCGGACAGGCACAACCCGGAGACCCGUAGGAAGACACUCCUGGCACUUUUUACUGAUCACCAGUGGGUGGCGCCGGCUGUUGCAACAGCUGACCUGCACUCCAGCUUUGGGUCACCAACAUACUUUUAUGCCUUCUAUCACCACUGCCAAACAGAACAGGUUCCACCGUGGGCGGAUGCAGCACACGGAGAUGAGAUCCCUUAUGUGUUUGGCCUUCCCAUGAUUGGACCAACAGAGCUGUUUCCCUGCAACUUCUCCAAGAAUGACGUCAUGCUCAGCGCUGUGGUCAUGACCUACUGGACUAACUUUGCCAAGACAGGGGACCCCAACCAGCCGGUCCCCCAGGACACCAAGUUCAUCCACACCAAGCCCAAUCGCUUUGAGGAAGUGGCCUGGACUCGCUACAACCAGAAAGACCAGCUUUACCUGCACAUUGGCCUGAAGCCGCGGGUCAAAGAGCACUACCGAGCCAACAAGGUCAACUUGUGGUUGGAGCUGGUUCCUCAUCUGCACAGCCUCAACGAGGUCACCCAGCUCAUCCCCACCACCACCAAGAUCCCUCCUCCAGAGGCUACCAACCGCACCCCAAAGACCAAGGUUCUGGUGACCAAGCGACCCAACCCGACUCCGUUCCCCACCGAGACACAGGACAGCCACAAUCAGCCACAUCUGGUGGACCAGCGGGACUACUCCACUGAGCUGUCCGUGACCAUCGCCGUAGGAGCCUCCCUGCUCUUCCUCAACAUCCUGGCCUUUGCCGCACUUUACUACAAAAAGGACAAGCGCCGGCAUGAUGUCCACAGGCGCUGCAGCCCACAGCGGAGCGCUGCCAACGACCUGGCUCACACUCAGGAGGAGGAGAUCAUGUCCCUGCAGAUGAAGCAGCACUCAGACCUGGACCGGGACUGCAGGGGGGUGGGCGACUCCCUGCACGCGCACGACAUGGUGCUGAGGACUGCCUGCCCACCGGACUACACUCUGGCCAUGAGGCGCUCGCCAGAUGACAUCCCGCUCAUGACGCCGAACACCAUAACCAUGAUCCCCAGCACCAUGGGGGGGCUGACCUCGCUCCAUUCUUUCAACACCUUCCCCGGCAGCGGGCAGAAUAACACCCUUCCCCACCCGCACCCACACUCACACUCCACCACCCGGGUAUAG
This is a messenger RNA of Labrus bergylta (ballan wrasse), 1841 nucleotides long. Its product is annotated as neuroligin-1-like. Lineage: Eukaryota; Metazoa; Chordata; Actinopteri; Labriformes; Labridae. Gene Ontology annotation, molecular function: signaling receptor activity; neurexin family protein binding. Gene Ontology annotation, cellular component: postsynaptic specialization membrane; synapse; plasma membrane. The record is from RefSeq and is a predicted model, not a curated record. Gene Ontology annotation, biological process: synaptic vesicle endocytosis; modulation of chemical synaptic transmission; chemical synaptic transmission.